ACACGUGAGCGCAUUUCUCAGGCCUGGAGCUGGAUAUGAACUCUGAUGUGGAGUACGGAGGCUCGGGCAGCAGCGGGAACGGCAAACUGCGCCAAUGGCUCAUAGACCAGGUGGACAGUGGCAAAUAUCCGGGUCUCGUGUGGGAGAACAACGAGAAAAGCAUCUUCAGAAUCCCCUGGAAGCACGCGGGCAAACAGGACUACAACAGGGACGAGGAUGCCGCGCUCUUUAAAGCCUGGGCUCUGUUCAAAGGGAAGUUCCGCGAGGGCAUCGACAAACCGGACCCCCCGACCUGGAAGACGCGCCUGCGCUGCGCGCUCAACAAGAGCAAUGACUUUGAGGAGCUGGUGGAGCGCAGCCAAUUGGACAUCUCAGACCCAUACAAAGUGUACCGCAUCAUCCCAGAGGGAGCUAAGAAAAGGCCCAGACCCGAGGACAGUCCCCUGAGCCCUGUGCUGUAUCCAGUGCAGCCUCCGUACCCUCUGCAGACUCCGAUGCAGCCGUACAUAUCGUCUCCAGACUGUGGAUGGAGGGACUACUGUCAGGACCAGGAGCUGUCCUAUGCCCAGUGUCCCUUUCCCCCACAUGGCCUGCAGUGGACAGCAGCUUCUCCCAUGAACAACGAGUACCAAAUACGAGCCUCCUUCUAUUCAUUAGGUCCAUCUGAUGGUCAGCAGCUCCCCAGCAUAAGACCUACAGAUCCUCUCACAGACCCCCGCCUUCACGUGUGUGUGUUCUACCGGGACACACUGGUCAGGGAAGUGACCACCACUAGUGCAAAAGGCUGUCAUAUCUGCCCGUACAGCCCAGAGGAGAAGCACUUCCUGCCUGCAGGAGGACCAGAGCUAGUGCCCCUCCCUGUCAGGUGCAUGUCACCACACAGCUCAGAGGAGAGCCCCCCCACACCUCCUGCCAGCCUGGAACAAGGGGUGCUGUUAUGGAUGGGCACUGAUGGACUGUACGCCCAGAGACUGUGCCAGGGCAGGGUGUAUUGGCAGGGGGGGCAGACCCCAUAUGGAGACAAGCCCAACAAGCUGGAGUGGGACGUGCCCUGUCGACUGCUGCACACACAGGACUUCAUCUCAGAGCUGCAGAGUCUCGGGCUGCAUGGGCGGCCACUGCCUCGCUUCCAGGUUGUGCUCAGUUUUGGUGAUGAGUGUCUGGACCCACAGAGACACAGAGGGUCCCUCACAGUCCAGGUGGAGCCGCUGUUUGCAUACCAGCUUCUGUACUGCGCUCAGCAGACCAGCAGCCAUUAUUACCGUGGAUACGAGCACCCAGGACUCGCUGAGCACAUGGCCCACCCAGAGGACUACCAAAGACCCCUCACACACCACAGCAGCAGCCUGCAGGACUGACCUCUGCUGGACCAAGAGACUCAAAACUACUGAAAAGACAGGAAUAUGGACAGUAUUAGUGUGUUUUUGGUAUGUGUUUUAUAAAGUGAACUUCUGGCUUCAUGAAGAAGAGCUAAUGCUCUAUGUACAUAAAAAGGGAGUGGCCACAUGCACAGCAGGCUGCCCCAGUGGCAUUGAAUGAGUCUCUAUAUGGGACAAUAAGAUUAUGAAGUGUACCUCAACCAUACAGUAUUUUAAUAUUUCACCAAAAUGCCACAAUAGCCUUUGUGCUUCAAACGCUGCCUUGUUGUCUUACGUUACAUUGUUGUACAAAGACAUUUUUAUGAGACACUAUAUUUACAAAAUCUAGUUGGAAAAUGCAAUGACCUGAGCCAAUGAAACAACUCAGGGAACCUUAUAAGCUUUGUCAUUUGUAUCAAUUCCCAUGAUAUUUUCCAAUGUUGUAUCUGAGAAGUGUAUUUCGAUGGACUGACAAACCUGCUGUAAAGACACCCGGCAAUAAAC
This is a messenger RNA of Periophthalmus magnuspinnatus, 1862 nucleotides long. Its product is annotated as interferon regulatory factor 4-like. Gene Ontology annotation, cellular component: nucleus. The transcript has 8 exons. Gene Ontology annotation, biological process: immune system process; regulation of transcription by RNA polymerase II. The record is from RefSeq and is a predicted model, not a curated record. Gene Ontology annotation, molecular function: DNA-binding transcription factor activity, RNA polymerase II-specific; protein binding; RNA polymerase II cis-regulatory region sequence-specific DNA binding. NCBI's taxonomy places the organism in Eukaryota, Metazoa, Chordata, Actinopteri, Gobiiformes, Gobiidae. Bases 36 to 1358 code for a protein of 440 amino acids.